CAGAGCGGCUGGCGGCAGUGGCGGCUGUCCGGGCUGGGUUGUCAGUCAGAGAGAGGAGGGAAGAUGGCUCGCCCGGACUCGUGCUGCUAGAAGGAGAGGGGCAGGUGGCUCAGCUGCCGGCGGAGCGCCGUCGCCGGGUCGCCGUAGUCGCAGUGGUCGCCGUGGUCGUGAGGGGAGGCCGCGGUGGGUUCCGGAGCUGCUCUGGUUGAAGGUUUGGAACAAAUGUGGAAAAAUGUUCACCUCAGAGAUAGGGGUUGUAGAAGAAUGGCUGUCAGAAUUUAAGACACUCCCAGAAACAUCUUUGCCAAAUUAUGCCACAAAUUUGAAAGACAAGAGUUCUUUAGUUUCAUCUCUCUAUAAAGUUAUCCAGGAGCCACAGAGUGAGUUACUAGAGCCUGUGUGUCACCAGCUCUUUGAGUUCUACCGCAGUGGGGAGGAACAGCUGCUGCGGUUCACUCUGCAGUUUCUCCCCGAGCUGAUCUGGUGCUACCUUGCCGUGUCAGCCAGCAGAAAUGUGCACAGCAGCGGCUGCAUUGAGGCCCUUCUUCUGGGGGUUUACAACCUGGAAAUAGUUGACAAACAUGGACAUAGUAAAGUACUGAGUUUUACAAUUCCGUCUUUAUCCAAACCAUCUGUAUACCAUGAACCUUCCAGCAUUGGGUCUAUGGCACUGACCGAGAGUGCACUCUCCCAGCAUGGCUUAUCAAAAGUCGUGUACAGUGGCCCCCAUCCUCAACGGGAGAUGCUGACAGCACAGAACAGGUUUGAAGUGCUGACAUUCCUUCUGCUGUGUUACAACGCUGCCUUAACCUACAUGCCCAGUGUUUCUCUCCAGUCACUGUGUCAGAUCUGUUCAAGAAUCUGUGUGUGUGGAUAUCCCCGACAACACGUAAGAAAGUACGGAGGUGCAAGCAGCAGGAUACCGAUCUCAUCUGGCUUCAUGGUACAGAUGCUAACAGGCGUGUAUUUUGCCAUAUACAAUGGAGAAUGGGAUCUAGCUCAGAAAGCACUGGAUGACAUUAUAUACAGAGCCCAGCUAGAACUAUACCCAGAGCCACUGCUGGUUGCUAAUGCAAUAAAGGCUUCAUUGCCUCCGGGUGCCAUGAAAUCUAGUAAGGAAGGUACACGGUGUAUUCAAGUGGAGAUCACACCAACGUCCUCCAGAAUAUCAAGGAAUGCAGUUACCAGCAUGUCAAUAAGAGGUCACAGGUGGAAAAGACAUGGAGAUACAGAGUUAACAGGUCAAGAAGAACUGACGGAGAUAACUGAAGUUGACGAGGGAUUUUAUUCCAGGGCUGCGUCUAGCACCAGCCAGUCGGGUCUAUCAAUCAGUAGUCACAAUUGUAGUCACAAGACAAGUGUAGGAAAGAACCAGAGACGGUCGGGAGGAAGCAAAGCUGGAGCAAAGGAGAGAGAAACUGCAGGGGAAUCUUGCAGAGAUCACUUUGCUCGCAAACAAACCCAGAGAGCCCAGAGCGAGAACCUUGAGCUUCUCUCUCUGAAGAGACUGACCUUGACCUCCAGCCAGUCCCUGCCCAAGCCCAGCAGCCACGGCUUGGCUCAGACUGCGGCCACUGUAUUUAGUAAAUCCUUUGAACAAGUGAGUGGGGUCCCAGGCCCACGUAGCCCUUCUCCUGCCAUUGGCUGUGUUGCUGGGGCAGAUGCCCAUAGAUUUUCUGCUUGUAGUCUCCAAGAAGAGAAGCUUAUUUACGGGUCAGAAAGGAUUGACCUUCCACUGAAGUGUCAAGCAGGCCAGCGGGGGCCUCCUAGUGUUAGCAUCACUCUGUCUGCAGAUUAA
Molecule: messenger RNA, 1798 nt
Organism: Rattus norvegicus (Norway rat)
Lineage: Eukaryota; Metazoa; Chordata; Mammalia; Rodentia; Muridae
Gene: Hycc1
Product: hyccin PI4KA lipid kinase complex subunit 1
Exons: 11
Coding region: 233-1798 (521 amino acids)
Cellular component (GO): cytosol; plasma membrane
Source: RefSeq, marked provisional